Molecule: messenger RNA, 9997 nt
Organism: Dipodomys spectabilis (banner-tailed kangaroo rat)
Lineage: Eukaryota; Metazoa; Chordata; Mammalia; Rodentia; Heteromyidae
Gene: Tns1
Product: tensin 1
Exons: 32
Coding region: 398-5707 (1769 amino acids)
Biological process (GO): fibroblast migration
Molecular function (GO): protein binding
Source: RefSeq, a predicted model, not a curated record
CAGCCCCGCGGGGUGCAAGUGCUGCAGGGGUUAAAGAAGGCAGGGCAGCCAGGCUGACUCCGGGAAAGAGGCGGUGCACUCUGCUGCCCGCCAGCCGGCAGAGAGGGAGCCGGGCAGCAGCGCCCUCCUCCUGCUCAGUUGUUCCCAAUCUUGGCCUUGGGACCAGCUCAGCUCCUCCCGCCAGCUCCUGCUUGGCUGCUUGGACACUCUGCUCACUCACUGCCUUCCUCUUGGCAACCAGCUUCCUGCCAGCCAUCGCUGCUGCCCGGCCACUGCCCACCGCCCCAGUCCUGCAAGCCCCUUGGCCCAGACCCUCACCCUGCCCAGUGAUUCCUCUGCCGGAAAGGUGGCUGCCCCGUGUGUUCCUCCGUCCAGCCAUGAACUGGUGCCCAUCACCAUGGAGAGUGCCCCGAAGAAUGUGGGGGACACGGUGAGUGAUGUCCCCGGGGCUGGGGACAGCCUGGACAGGUGCGAGGAGGCCGGGAGCCGAGGGCGUGUUGGGGGAAGAGUGAACCAGGGAGAAGUAGCCCCCCGGAGUGGAAGCUCUCGGAAGAGCCUGGAGGAAGACGACGGCAUCACCAGAGUCACCCCGAGUCUCCAGCCCCAGCCGCAGCCCACCAGAAACAUGAGCGGAAGCAGGACGGUGGAGGACAGCUGUGAGCUGGACCUGGUGUACGUCACGGAGAGGAUCAUUGCCGUGUCCUUCCCCAGCACGGCCAACGAGGACAACUUCCGCAGCAACCUCCGCCAGGUGGCCCACAUGCUCAAGUCCAAGCAUGGAGGCAGCUACCUGUUGUUUAACCUCUCUGAGCGGAGACCUGACAUCACGAAGCUUCACACCAAGGUCCUGGAAUUCGGCUGGCCUGACCUACACACUCCGGCGCUGGAGAAGAUCUGCAGCGUCUGCAAGGCCAUGGAUACGUGGCUCAACGCUGACCCCCAUAACGUUGUUGUCCUACACAACAAGGGAAACCGAGGCAGGAUCGGUGUGGUCAUUGCGGCUUACAUGCAUUACAGCAACAUCUCUGCCAGUGCGGACCAGGCUCUCGAUCGAUUUGCCAUGAAGCGGUUCUAUGAAGAUAAGAUUGUGCCCAUUGGCCAGCCAUCACAGAGAAGGUAUGUGCAUUACUUCAGCGGCCUGCUCUCCGGCUCCAUCAAAAUGAACAACAAGCCCCUGUUUCUGCACCAUGUGAUCAUGCACGGCAUCCCUAACUUUGAGUCUAAAGGAGGGUGUCGGCCAUUUCUCCGCAUCUACCAAGCCAUGCAACCUGUUUACACCUCUGGCAUCUACAACAUCCCAGGGGACAGCCAGACCAGCAUCUGCAUCACUAUCGAACCAGGCCUGCUCCUGAAGGGAGACAUCUUGCUGAAGUGCUACCACAAGAAGUUCCGCAGCCCAGCCCGGGACGUCAUCUUCCGUGUGCAGUUCCACACCUGUGCCAUUCAUGACUUGGGAGUUGUGUUUGGGAAGGAGGACCUUGAUGAUGCCUUCAAAGAUGAUCGAUUUCCAGAAUAUGGCAAAGUGGAGUUUGUGUUUUCUUACGGGCCAGAGAAAAUUCAAGGCAUGGAGCACCUGGAGAACGGGCCAAGCGUGUCUGUGGACUACAAUACCUCCGACCCCCUCAUCCGCUGGGAUUCCUACGACAACUUCAGUGGGCACCGUGAGGAUGGCAUGGAGGAAGUGGUGGGACACACCCAGGGGCCACUGGAUGGGAGCCUGUAUGCCAAGGUGAAGAAGAAGGAUUCCCUCAACGGCAGCACCGGGGUAGUGGCUGUUACUUGCCCUGCCCUGUCGGCCACACCCAAUCACGUGGAGCACACCCUGUCCGUGAGCAGCGAUUCAGGCAACUCUACAGCUUCCACCAAGACAGACAAGACCGAUGAGCCUGGCCCGGGGGCUGCUGGGGCCCCCACUUCCCUGAGUCCCCAGGAGAAGCAGGAGCUGGACCGCCUGCUCAGUGGCUUUGGCUUAGAGCGAGAGAAACAAGGUGCCAUGUACCACUCACAGCACCUCAGGUCCCGCCCACUUGGGGGCUCGGCUGUGCCUUCCUCCGGCCGCCAUGUUGUUCCAGCCCAGGUUCAUGUCAACGGUGGGACCUUGGCAUCCGAGCGAGAGACAGACAUCCUGGAUGAUGAGCUGCCCAACCAGGAUGGGCACAGUGGAGGCAGUAUGGGAACUCUGUCUUCCCUGGACGGGGUCACCAACAUCAGUGAGGGAGGUUACCCUGAGCCUCUAUCCCCACUCACCAAUGGUCUGGACAAGCCAUACCCCAGGGAACCUCUGGUCAAUGGCGGGGGCUACCCCUAUGAGUCAGCCAGCCGGGCAGCAACUGCCCAUGCCAGCCAUGUGGCCCCCAUGAAACCCUCUUACUCCGCGCAGGAGGGUUUAGCUGGCUACCAGCGUGAGGGGCUCCACCCAGCCUGGCCACAGCCAGUGACCACCUCCCACUAUGGCCAUGACCCCAGUGGCAUGUUCCGCUCUCAGUCCUUUCCGGAUGUGGAGCCCCAGUUGCCCCCUGCUCCAGCCCGUGGUGGCAGCAGUCGGGAGGCUGUACAGAGGGGCUUGAAUUCAUGGCAGCAGCAGCAGCAGCAGCAGCAGCCUCGCCCACCUCCUCGCCAGCUGGAGAGUCUUCCAAGCAACAGACCCAGCCCCCAGCCACUGGCAGAAACCCCCACCCCUGCUCUCCCCGAGUUCCCUAGAGCAGCCUCCCAGCAGGAGAUCGAGCAGUCCAUUGAGACCCUCAAUCUGCUGAUGCUGGACCUGGAGCCCACCACCGCUGCUGCCCCCCUGCACAAGUCACAGAGCGUCCCUGGGGCCUGGCCAGGGGCUUCCCCACUCUCCUCUCAGCCCCUCUCAGGGUCUUCCCGCCAGUCCCAUCCACUCACCCAGUCCAGAUCUGGCUACAUUCCCAGUGGGCAUGCCACCGGAAUCCCCGAGCCUGUGGCUCCUAGCAGGUCUUAUACACCUUAUGAGUAUCAGUCUUGUCCAGCUGGGGCCAACCAGAGUUUCCGUCCAAAGAGCCCAGCUGCCUCCUCCUCGCCUACCUUCACCCACAGCCCUGCAGGGCCUCAGCAGCCCCCGGCCUCUCUCCCUGGCCUCACAGCUCAGCCUCAGCUCCCACCAAAGGAAGCAACUUCAGACCCCUCCCGAACUCCUGAGGAAGAGCCACUGAACCUGGAAGGGCUGGUGGCCCACCGGGUGGCAGGGGUGCAGGCUCGGGAGAGGCAGCCUGCAGAGCCCCCGGCCCCACUCAGGAGGCGGGCAGCCAGCGAUGGACAGUAUGAGAACCAGUCUCCCGAAGCGACAUCCCCCCGCAGCCCUGGGGUCCGCUCUCCUGUCCAGUGCGUCUCCCCCGAGCUGGCUCUCACCAUCGCCCUCAAUCCCGGAGGGCGGCCCAAAGAGCCCCAUCUACACAGCUACAAGGAGGCCUUCGAGGAGAUGGAGGGAGCCUCCCCAACCAGCCCACCACCCAGUGGGGUACGCUCCCCUCCUGGUCUGGCUAAGACGCCCCUGUCUGCUCUGGGCCUGAAGCCCCACAACCCAGCAGACAUCCUGUUGCACCCCACAGGCGAGCCCCGGAGCUAUGUGGAGUCAGUGGCACGGACAGCAGUGGCUGGGCCUCGAGCUCAGGAUGCUGAUCCCAAGAACUUUAGCGCCCCAGCUGCCCAGGCCUACAGCCAUGAGAUGCCCCUGAGGAACGGGACCCUGGGUGGCUCUUUUGUGUCCCCCAGCCCUCUCUCCACCAGCAGCCCCAUCCUCAGUGCUGAUAGCACUUCGGUAGGGAGUUUCCCGUCUGGGGAGAGCAGCGAGCAGGGCCCCCGGACUCCCACCCAGCCCUUGUUGGAUUCCGGCUUCCGCUCUGGCAGCCUGGGGCAGCCCAGCCCUGUGGUACAGAGAAGCUACCAGAGCUCCUCUCCUCUUCCGGGCAUGGGCAGCAGCUACAGCAGCCCCGACUACUCCCUUCAGCAGUUCAACUCCUCUCCAGAAAGCCAGGCCCGGGCUCAGUUCAGCGUGGCCAGUGUGCACCCAGGAUCCGGGAGCCCUCAGACCCGCCACAGGACGGUGGGCACCAACACUCCCCCGAGCCCUGGCUUCGGCAGGCGGGCCGUCAACCCUAGCAUGGCUGCCCCUGGCAGCCCUGGCCUGAGCCACCGCCAAGUGAUGGGGCCAGCGGGCUCUGGUUUCCAUGGUAACACGGUUUCCAGUCACCCAAGCAGUACAGCAACCACUCCCGGGAGCCCCAGCCUGGGUCGGCACCCAGUGGGCACCCACCCGGUUCCAGGCCUCCAUGGCAAUAUGGUGACCACUCCAGGGAGCCCCAGCUUGAGCCGGCACCCUGGCAUGCACCAGGGUCUCCAUGGCAACACACUAGCUAGCCCUGGGAGCCCCAGCCUGGGCCGGCACCUGGGAGGGUCUGGAUCUGCAGUUUCCAGCAGCCCCAGCUUGGACCGGCACACGGCCCAUGGCGGCUACUCCACCCCAGAGGACCGGAGACCCACGCUGUCCCGGCAGAGCAGUGCCUCAGGCUACCAGGCUCCUUCGACGCCCUCCUUCCCCGUCUCCCCGGCCUACUACCCAGGCCUGAGCAGCCCAGCCACGUCACCCUCCCCGGAUUCCGCUGCCUUCCGACAAGGGAGCCCAACACCGGCCUUACCAGAGAAGCGGAGGAUGUCCAUGGGAGACCGGGCGGGCAGCCUGCCCAACUACGCCACCGUCAACGGCAAGGUGUCCUCCUCGCCUGUCACCAGCGGCAUGUCCAGUCCCAGUGCGGGCAGCACCGUCUCCUUCUCCCACACCCUGCCUGACUUCUCCAAAUACUCCAUGCCAGAUAACAGCCCUGAGACUCGGGCUAAAGUGAAGUUUGUCCAGGACACUUCCAAGUAUUGGUACAAGCCUGAGAUCUCCAGGGAGCAGGCCAUUGCACUCCUUAAGGAUCAGGAGCCAGGGGCCUUCAUCAUCCGCGACAGCCACUCCUUCCGAGGGGCCUACGGGCUGGCCAUGAAGGUGUCCUCACCCCCUCCUACCAUCAUGCAGCAGAAUAAAAAAGGAGACAUGACCCACGAGCUGGUGCGGCACUUCCUGAUCGAGACAGGCCCCAGAGGAGUCAAGCUCAAAGGCUGUCCCAAUGAGCCCAACUUUGGAUCCCUGUCGGCCCUGGUCUACCAGCACUCCAUCAUCCCACUGGCUCUGCCCUGCAAGCUGGUCAUCCCAAACCGAGACCCCACAGAUGAAUCGAAAGAUAGCUCCGGCCCUGCUAACUCAACCACUGACCUGCUGAAGCAAGGAGCAGCCUGCAAUGUGCUCUUCAUCAACUCUGUGGACAUGGAGUCACUCACUGGGCCCCAGGCCAUCUCCAAAGCCACAUCUGAGACAUUGGCUGCUGACCCCACGCCAACUGCCACCAUCGUUCACUUCAAGGUCUCUGCCCAGGGAAUCACACUGACUGACAACCAGAGAAAGCUCUUCUUCCGACGACACUAUCCUCUCAACACUGUCACCUUCUGUGACCUGGAUCCACAAGAAAGAAAGUGGAUGAAGACAGAGGGAGGAGCCCCAGCUAAGCUGUUUGGCUUCGUGGCCCGGAAGCAGGGCAGCACCACCGACAACGCCUGCCACCUCUUCGCAGAGCUUGACUCCAACCAGCCUGCCUCCGCCAUUGUCAACUUCGUCUCCAAGGUCAUGCUGAGCGCUGGCCAGAAGAGAUGAGCCUCUGGAGUCCUUGCCUUAGCGCCAGACGGUUGGGGUGGGGCGCGUGGGAGGAGACCCAGGAAUCCUAGCCACCUUGGAUCCAGAGGGAGGACUUGGGGGCCAAUUUUGAGAAGGAGAGAAGAAAGUGCGUGGUUGGGGAGAGGGAAGUGAAGUGCAGAGGGGAAGGGGAGAGGGAGACAGAGAAAGAAUACGAUGGAGAACUCAAGAUUCCCCUGGGUAGAUGGAGACUGCAAAAACCCUAUGCCCCUGCUGGCUACCCCCAAGCCCCCUGCCCCUCCAAGAGAACAGAGUCCCUCAACAGAGGACCCACAGGCCUCCUUGGGAAUCCAUAUUUUAAGGGGUAAUGAAAAAGCUCAGGCUUCUCAACACACCUGCUUUGCAAGGAGAAAUCAAACUGAGAGUCCUUUUUCUAGCCACCUAUAGGGCAGGUUGCUAAAGCAAUCGGCCAACACGGACCAUCCGUGGUGGAACUUUUUCAAGUCUCUUAGACCAGAGCCACCCAGGUCUGCACUGUGUUCCCCUGUAUCGUUGUGGGGUGUGUAUAAUCUUCCCCCACAGCCGCAGACACUGAUUUAUAUCUGCCUCUCUCUGCUAGAAUAUUCCAAACGGCUCCGCAUGCCUGGGUCCCAUGUGUCCACACCCAUGUGCAUUCUGUCCAAAGGGAGUGACAGGUGACAGAACGUGCAGCAUUGUGGGUAGCAGAGCUCCCUCCCUCCUCCCCCUCCCUCUGCUGGUCCCUGCUCCUCCCCUCUGGUAGUUACCCCUCCAGGGUCACCUCUGUCUCUACUGGCAGAGCUGGAGUUGGGUUUGAGGAAGUGGAUACUCAGAGAUUUGGGGAAGAGAUCUGUCAGGAAGGGUGGCUGCUAAACCCCUCCAUCUCCUCUGGGUACGUGGCUCGCAGCCAGUGGGGGCUAGGCUCUCUCUUCAGUGCCCAGGACUUUGCCUUACCCUCACCUCUCAGCCUCCUUUCUCUGCUGGGAGCCCCAACACCAGCCUUAGUUCAGACUUACUCAUUUGCAUGAUGCCUUUUGGGAGCUGGGGACCAAGCCUUUCUGUCCUCCCCUUACAGGGUCCUCAUGUUGGGGUUCAUCCUGUUUCUCAAAGCCCCAUUCAGUGAGAACGCAGGGAGAUACCCCAAGUCCCCAGUCUCCACCCUGGGACACCCAGCCAGGUGCCUGGGGUGGCAUCAGAGGGCCCUGGGGGCUGCCUCCAGAGCACCGUGUGGCCUACCCGCAAUGCCAAAGCCUUGCUGACUCUCCUUUUGCCUUGGUUUCCCCAUGCAAAGCCCUGUUAUCCACCGAGUGUGGGCAGAAGGUAUGCGCUUAGACCAAAGGGCCUAGAAUCCAUCUAGGCAGUUAGGAGCCCCCUGACCACCAUCUUGAGGACUCUUAGCCAGAGGGAACAUUCACUAGGAGUCCAUUCUUAAGCCUAUGGGGGAGGGGUCCUCCAGAGAGAGGCAUUGUAUUGAUAUAUAAAUAUAUAUAAUAUAUAUGUGAGACAUACUGACAGAAUCUGUAAGCUAAUAAACUAUAAGAAAAGGUGACAAAAAAAGGAAAUAGGUAAAUUGACAAGAAGUAUUUAUUGUUUUCCCAUAUUACUUUAUUUGCCUCCCUGGCCAUAAACCAGUUUCAGUAGAAGUAGAGCCUUUAAUAGACACCUUAAUCCCUGGAACAGCCAGAAACCUUCUCCUUGAUUUCCCUAGACUGUGUCUAGGGCUGUAGGGCUCAGUGGUGAAGAGGUACACGUGCCUAACCCUUUUGCCCCUCUCUGUUUUCUGGCAAUCCAGGGGCCCAGCUCUCUGGAUGAGUAGGGCACACACCCUGUGAUCGAAGACCAGAGUGAGUGAGUGGGAUGAGACCCAGAUGUGUGUGGCUGGGGGGGUCGUGUCUAUCUUGUGUGUGUGUGUGUGUGGGGGGGUGUUUCUCCUCCAGGGAGCUGUGUCUGUGUGGGUAUACGAUUUCAGGGAGCUGGGGAGCAUCUCAGAUGGGGAGCAGUGGAAGACUCCUCAAAGGAUAAAACCUUGGGCUUAAUGGCCAACCUCCUCCUCAAGUGUCCUUCCUUCUGAGAUAAUUCAAACCAAUGCCUGAUGGCCCCUCUCUUCAUUUCCCCGCUGGACCCCAGAUUCCUCCUUCUGAGAUGGGAAAUAGGUCCUGUCCCCUUUCUUUGUAAAUAUUGUAUCCGAUGUUGCACAGCCCAGGGGCUCUUCCAGUCAGGGUGUCCUGUACGUGCUUGAAGCUGGGUGGGGUGUCAGGCCCUCUGGAUCUGAGUCUGGGGUCAGAUUUUACACUUGCUUCCACACCAGAGCCCACCAGCAGCCCCCUCCCCGAUGUGAUCAGCCCCUGUACUUCAGGCCUUCACCCCUGGUGAGCUGUGGGAAUAAACCAGGGACAGCGCUGAUCACUUAUUCCCAGCAUGCCUCUGGAGGCCAUGGGAGCCUAAGAGCUUUAGCCUUUCCAGAAGAAUGGUGAGGGAAGGGACCACAGGCCCAUGGAAGCUCCACUUGGGGGACUACACUAUCGCCUGCUGCCCUUCUCCUCUGUCUCACAGGUGGGCCUGCGCAUGUGCACACACAUACGCACAGACUCAUACGUGCACACACACAUGCACACACACCACUCCACACCUGCAGUCUAUUCUUGCCAAAGAUUUUCUUUAAAAGAAAGCACUUUUACUCGUCGUUAUUAUUUUGUCCAUGUUUCAGCACCCCUUCCUUGAUGUGUUUUGCUGUCCUUCCUUGUGGAGUCUGUGUGUCAGCAGGAAGAGUGUUGUCUGAUCAUGAGUGUGGGUCAGGGAUUGAACAGGGUCUGGAAGAAAUGGUGAGAAAGAGCAGGAGAAACAUAGCCAGCUGGAGAGACCGUGACCAGGUGGCAGCAAGGCCAGGAUGUCUGUCCGUCAGGUCUCCGAAGAAAGCCUGGGAGCUUUGUCCUAGCUGCAACCUGGAGACAAGAGGUCAGGGAGGGGCAGCUCUGAUUUGGUAAGGAAUGGGGCCCGGUGUGGUCCUUGUGGCUCUUUCCAGGGGAUCCACAGGGAAGAACUGGGCCUGAGAGUAAUGGAGAGGUAACCUCAGAGGGAAAAUCGGGAGAGGAGCUCUUGGCUCCUUCUCCAGGGGUGGCUGAGACCCUCACCUGCUAGCUCAGCCCUGGGUGUGGGAAAGGCCUUUGCCCUCUCUUCACCCAACCUUCCCUGCACUUCUGAUGGCUGUGGACAUCGAUGGCCAGGAUUCCCGCCCGCUUCCCCUGGGUUUUGAGGGGCUGCUGGUGUGCGGAAACUAGCCAGAAGUGAUGGGGCGGGGGGAGGGGGCUGCGAUCUCUCUGUAAACAUUAACAGGAGAAGAGUAGCAAUUCUUCCACCUUGUUCUGUGGGCCUGAGCAGAGGUAGAACCAGCUCCCUGCACUGGCCAGUGGGGUACAGAGGGACCCCCAAGUGUGAUACAUGGCCCUCCAUCCUUACCUCCUGAGACUCCUUCCCCCUAAUUUUUCCCCCCAGCUUUAGGUCUUGAGGGGAAGUUGGGUAGGGGAAACAACCAUCCCCUCCCCCUCCCCCUAUGUUGGGGGUCCUUGAAAAACAUGGAGGGGGCAGAGUACUAGAGCUGUGCUUUACCUAGCCCCAGGCUUGGGGAUCCUGAGACUUGGGUCAGUGGUAACCUGGGAUGUGCGUGCGCAUGUGUGUGCAAGUGUGACUGUGUGUGCGUGUAUUUUGCUCAUCUCUUUCGAGAACUUAGGGGUGGGGGCCGGACGUGGUAGAUGGUGGAAUGUCACAUUCAGUAGGACACAGCAGCAAGAGGUAUCCAGGUAGGAGGGUCUGGGGCUGUCGGUACAAGCCGGCUCUUCCCAGCGGUGAGGCUGUUUAGAGUGAGUGAUGUCUUGAGUUUGUCUUCCAGUCCACGUUCAUCCCAGGCAAUGCUCUUCUGUGUGUCCACGUUUGGUUUGUGCAUGUGUGUGACCAGCACGUUGGGGUGCGCAUGCUGUGUUCCCCCCCUUCCUUCCCUCCUCUCUGACUCAUUCAAAACAAAUGUAAGCGAUUCCUAAUGUCACAGUCCACCCUUGGAAAAGCAGUCCCUGUCUCCUCCCCCCCCUCCCCCGGCUGUGUAUUUAUAUAGAUGGAAAUGUACUUUAUAUUUUGUAUCGUGGUGACUAUAACCUCUGCCACCUUGUAUAAACCCUGCCGUGUGCGCCUCGUCCAAGACAUGAAUGUAUGUACACUAACGCUCUGCCCGCUCCUGUACAGCGCCUGGUCUCCUGCCAUCUAUUGUACGGCCUUACAAAGAUAAAGCUAAAGACAAAUCCA